Messenger RNA from Trypanosoma conorhini, 456 nucleotides. RefSeq lists its product as uncharacterized. Lineage: Eukaryota; Euglenozoa; Kinetoplastea; Trypanosomatida; Trypanosomatidae. The coding region runs from base 1 to 456 and encodes 151 amino acids. The transcript has a single exon. The record is from RefSeq and is a predicted model, not a curated record.
AUGGAAGGGAUUAGAUUAACGCAUUGUUGUGGGCGUUGUUGUUUGCUUUUGUUUUUCCCGCGUCAAAAGGCAUGUGUGCCUCUGUAUAGACGAUUCAAGCAACGGUUUGCCUUUAUGGGCGUGCACGUUAUGCAAUGCUGUGCAAUCUGUGUUCUUAUUUCUGCUGUUGGCUUCCUACUCCCACUGCCGCGUCCUUCGGUUUGUUUGAAUUCCUUUAGUCCUUUGGUUUUCGUGGCGCGCAGGCGCCUCAAGGGCGAGAAUGGCCGUAGCUCGUGCGGAGAGCAUCAUCAACGCCGACUUGGGGGCGGCCCAGGUGAACCUGGAGGGCCUUGGGCUGGAGUCGCUCGAGCCCCUCCUCCCACUGCUGUCGCGGAUGCCGCGGCUGAAGGCCCUGCGACUGGCGAGGAACAAACUCACGGGGCUGCCAAGCGACCUCUCCGGCAUCCGUCAGCUUGA